AGCCUCUAAGCCGCACUCUGCCCUGUUCUGUCUGCAGGUGGACACAGGAUGCGUCCAAGGAGGAGAAGGCACGUUCAUUCAAAGGGAUGCUGAUAGACCCUUUUCAGCUACAAGAGCACCGCUUUUAUUGAAGUUUUCCCCUUUUCUUUUCUGGUGAUGCUUUGGUAAAAAAAAAAAAGAGGACAACUUGAGGUAAAAAAAUGGCAGAUAAGGACAGCGUGGAGAAAUACUUGGAGAACAACCCGCAGUUCGCCAAAGAGUACUUCGAUAAGAAAGUUCGUGCCGAGGCCCUGACUGCUGCUUUCUCUGAAACUCUUGACAUUAAGGACACAGCUUCAUUUAAGGAUGUUAACGCCAUUCAGGAGGCCAGCAUCAUCUUUGAGCUGCUCCAGGAGCUGCAGAAGCAGACGUGCAUGGAGAAGAGCCUCCAUAAGGUGCUGCAGAGAAUCGUCCUCAUCUUGCAGGCUGACCGGGCCAGCUAUUACAUCUGCCGCUCCAGAAAUGGGAUCCCUGAGCUCUCCACCUGCCUCUUUGACGUGACUCCAACGUCCAAGUAUGAGGCCAACUUGGUGAACCCACAGAGUGAGAUCGUGAUCCCCACUGACAUGGGAAUAGUGGGCCACACAGCCACUUCAAAGAAACCACAAAAUGUCCCUGACAUCACUAAGAAUCCAAAGUUCUGUGACUUUGUGGAUAAGCAGACCGGAUACAAGACCAAAUGCCUGCUGACAUUCCCCAUAAUGGCUGAUAAAGACUGUCUCGGAGUCGUCAUGGCGCUUAACAAAAUAGGAGCUGAUUCGUUCACUCCAGAGGAUGAGAAGCUUUUCCAUAAGUACAUGACAUUUGCUCAAGUCAUCGCUCUGCAGUAUUACACAGCCUACAUGUUCAAUGUGGAGUCCAGGAGGAGUCAGGUGCUGCUUUGGUCUGCUAGCAAAGUCUUUGAAGAGUUGACAGACAUAGAAAGACAGUUCCACAAAGCUCUAUACACAGUCAGGACCUACCUGCAAUGUGAACGUUACUCAGUGGGGCUGUUGGACAUGACCAAAGAAAAGGAAUUCUAUGAUGAGUGGCCUAUUAAAUUAGGAGAUGUGGAACCUUAUAAAGGACCCAAGACCCCAGAUGGCAGGGAAAUUAACUUUUACAAGAUCAUUGAUUACCUCCUAGAAGCCAAAGAAGAAAUCAAAGUCAUACCGGGUCCCCCCGCGGAUCACUGGGCUCUGUUGAGCGGACUGCCAACCUAUGUGGCGGAGAACGGCUUUAUUUGCAACAUGAUGAAUGUUGCCGCAGAUGACUACUUCACUUUCCAGAAAGAGGCUGUGGAUGAAACGGGUUUCAUCAUCAAGAAUGUCCUUUCCCUUCCCAUCGUCAACAAGAAAGAAGAAAUCGUGGGCGUUGCCACCUUCUACAACAGGAAGGAUGGCAAACCUUUUGACGAAUACGACGAGCAGAUCACUGAGGCCCUGACACAGUUCCUGGGUUGGUCUGUGCUGAACUGCGACACCUACGACAAGCUGAACCGUAUGGAGUGGAGGAAAGACAUUGCCCAGGAGAUGCUGAUGUACCAGACCAGAUGCACCACGGACGAAAUGCAAUCCAUUCUGAACACCAAGGAGAAGUUUGACGCAGACCCUGAGGACUGUGACCAGAAGGAGAUGUACAAAUUACUGAGGGCAAACUGCCCGCCGGCAGACAACGUGGAUGGAGAGAAUUUGUACUCGUUUGGCUUCAGCGACUUCCCCGUCUCAGAGUUAGGCCUCAUUAAAGCUGGCAUUCGCAUAUUCUUUGAGCUCGGAGUUGUCGAAAAGUUUAAAGUUCCUGCAGAGACGCUGACUCGGUGGAUGUAUACUGUGAGAAAGGGUUACCGUGCCAUUACUUACCACAACUGGAGGCAUGGUUUCAAUGUGGGCCACACCAUGUUCUGCUUACUACAGACAGGGAAGUUGAGGAAGUACUAUUCUGAUCUUGAUGCCUUCGCCAUGGUGGCUGCAGCUUUUUGCCACGAUAUUGACCACAGAGGAACAAACAACCUCUAUCAAACAAAGAGUGCAUCUCCUCUGGCCAAACUUCAUGGCUCCUCCAUCAUGGAGAGACACCAUUUGGAAUACAGCAAAACGCUCAUGGGAGAGGAGAGCUUGAACAUCUUCUGCAAUCUGCAGAAGCGUCAGUUUGAGACGGUGCAGCACUUGUUCGAUGUCUGCAUUAUUGCCACUGAUCUGGCCCUUUACUUCAAGAAAAGAACCAUGUUCCAGAACAUUGUGAAUGCCACAGAACCAAUGGCAGAGGAAAAGGAGGCCAUCGCCUACAUUUCUAACAAUCCCAUCAGGAAGGAAAUUAUCAUGGCCAUGAUGAUGACAGGCUGCGACCUGUCAGCCAUCACCAAACCCUGGGAGGUGCAGAGCAAGGUGGCUCUAAUGGUUGCUGCUGAAUUCUGGGAACAGGGUGAUUUGGAGAGAACUGUUUUGGACCAGCAGCCAAUUCCCAUGAUGGAUAGAAACUGUGCCGAACAACUACCCAAGAUGCAAUGUGGUUUCAUCGACUUUGUGUGCUCAUUUGUGUACAAGGAGUUCUCCAGGUUCCACAAAGAGAUCCAGCCCAUGUUUGACGGCCUGAACAACAACAGGGCACACUGGAAUGAGCUGGCUGAGGUGUACAAUGCAAAGAUGAAGGCAAUUGAAGAUGAAAAGAAGAAGUUAGAAGAAGAGGAAGCCAAGAAAGCUGGUGGUGGUGGUGGUGAAGCAGGAAAGUCAAAGACUUGUACCAUCUGUUAGGCUUCUUCUCUUCAUGGACCUGGAUUAUUAUGGACUGCUUAGGACUGAUAUCUACAUCUCUAGUCUUUUCUGGUCUGAAAAGUCUUUCCAAAGCCAUGUGAUUUUGGCAUUUUGGCCUGCGCUUCAUAAGCUAGUUCUCUCUCUUCUGACCCUGCAUCCUAGUCUGCUCCAGUUUUCUUCAGCUAGGUUAGCUACGCUGGACAGGAAUGCAUGAGCAGGAGGAAACCUGGGCUGGAAGUAACAUUGGGACUUUGCACAGAGAAGAUCUCAUUGAGAAGAAAUGAGUGAAACCUCCUCCUCCCUCUGGUUUUAAGUGCCACCUGGCCAGGGACAUAAAAAAACAUUGAAACUCACAAUAUACUUGUAAGAUAGUAACAUUUUUAGGCAUGUCUGAAAUCAUGUUGCAAUAAAUUUACACAAACCUCUUAGUAUAGACAAUUAAAAUAGAUAAUUACAAGCUAUGCCAAAGUAAUAGCAUUUAGUAUGUCGUUGGCAUUUAUAAGAACAAUGUAUAAAAGUACUUUAAGCUGCAAAAUGCACUUGGUUGCUGCUGUUUUACCAGCCGACCCACAGAGAGAGUGAAGGCCAACUGGGAGGAUAAAGACUUUUCUAAUGUAGUGAAGGGGAGCUGUUAAGAGCAUUUAUACAGAAAUAUAAUUUUAUUCCCUUCAGCGCAUAGAGAGGGAAAAUUCAAUCUGCUAGCUUUGUUCAUAAUGUAAUGGCAAUAGCACAGUGAACAUUGGCACCAAACUAAUUAGGGAAGAUGAGUUCCUUCCUCCAAAGGCAUUAGUAAGAAUUCUGAUGAUAUAUUUAUUUUAAUAUGUUAUUCAUCUAUAUAUAUAUAUUUUUUUUUUUUGUUUGGAGAGGGAUUCUGGGAAUUUUGUACUUGAACCAUCUUCAAUUUGAGAUUAACUUUUAGAGUUACAGCUGUGGGAUGAUGCAAAGAGUAGAGUUGAUCUUUUUUCAUUUUGUCACAAUAUGAUCAAAAUAAUGUUUUAUGGAAUUUUUUAAAAGCCACCAACCAGUUUUCUUACAUAAUUGUUAAAAAGGAAGGAAAAUUAUGUGAAAGAAAAUCAUUUGGGGUCAUUUUGUUUCUGUAGAGACUAAACAUUUACGGUUUUGUUGUUUUCCUAGAGCUUUCCAUCUUAGCUUUGACUGUAAAUGCAGGGUGGUUGUUCUUCUGGAAGCAUCUAGUCUCCCUUUUUUUUUUUUCCAGAAUUGCCUCUUAUUUACCUAUAUCCAUCUUCCUAUUUCCUCUGUCCAGCUUUCCUGUCUCCCUCCCCAUAGCUUGCUCCUCCCACUGCCAUGUGUCACAGUGAGGAUGUGGCAUUCAGAAUGAUGUUUAUUUUUUGCACAUAGACCAAAAAGUUUACAUUUGCUUUCAUCUGAGUAGAGCACCUUCUUCCAUAUGUUUUCUUUGACCCUUUCAUGGCUUCCUUUUAGCACCGGCUUCCUUCUUCACACUUUUUCAUAAAGCCCAGAUUUGUGGAGUGCACAACUAAUGGUUCUCCAUCCAGGUAAAUCUCCCACAACAGUUCCUCCAGAGUUACCAAGGGACUGUAUUAUUACUUCGCUUUAAAUCGCUCUUAUUGGGUCUCUUUUUAAAUAGUUAAGUAACUUCUGAACGCGGUUGCUUACACUGGGUUUUAUUCAGCAUAAUCAAAGUAAAUGAUGUGCUCGCCUGGAUGUAGUUCUCUUCUACAGAGAUCUAACUUUUGAAUUGAUGUAAACUUGAUUGUAAGAGAAACAUAAAGAUCCACGAGAGCAGCUCCUGCUUCUGAAAGAGUGAAACAGAUCAACAGAUCUGCCUCUCCUUUAAGAAGCUUUAGCAGGAUUUGAUAGCCAGCCAGUGUUUGAGAUCCACACAGCUUUGGACUUUAAAUACCCGUCUUACAGUGAAGCAUUAUCAUUUACAUGAAGAAAAACUGUGAAAAUUGUUUAGUAGCCAAACCAUUACAUUGAUUGUGUGAAAGUUGAACCGUUUCUCUCGCUGAAUGACUUCAUGUGAAUCAAUAUGUGUUUUUGUAAACGAGCUGAUUUGCUCGGGCAUGUGAGGUCAAAGUGCAAGCAACGUCAGCACACCUCCUGGUUGUAAAAAGCGAGGAGCAUCCUGUUACGCAACGUCAUCUCCUCUAAUCAAUGAGGCAUUUAAUCCCAUCAGUACGGCUUUGGGUCUGUGUGGAAACUCCUUGUUUGCUGCCUGAGCUGAACUGAAGAGUUGUUAUAAUUCCUAAGUCCAAACUGCAGGGUUUCGAUGAUUACAUCAAGAAUUUACAGCAUUGAUGUAAUUUCUGAGGUUUCUUCAGCUCGUUCUCAUAAGGGAUAAAAAUAUCCUCUGCUUUUUCUUUGAACAUUUUUGCGAGAUAUGAAAAAUCUUCAGUACAACAUUAGAAGUUCUGUCUUUGAAUGUAUGAAAUAAGCUCAAAUGUAUGUAUAAGUCAUGAAUUGUAAUAUCUGUAAGCAGAUGUAGGAAGUUGUGGAGUUAUGAAAAUAAAGAGUAACUCAUUUCUCAUAA
Cyprinodon tularosa is the source of this 5283-nucleotide messenger RNA. It is a transcript of the gene pde6c, whose product is annotated as phosphodiesterase 6C, cGMP-specific, cone, alpha prime. Lineage: Eukaryota; Metazoa; Chordata; Actinopteri; Cyprinodontiformes; Cyprinodontidae. Gene Ontology annotation, molecular function: 3',5'-cyclic-nucleotide phosphodiesterase activity; protein binding. Gene Ontology annotation, biological process: visual perception; signal transduction. The coding region runs from base 201 to 2768 and encodes 855 amino acids. The record is from RefSeq and is a predicted model, not a curated record. The transcript has 22 exons.